Molecule: messenger RNA, 1914 nt
Organism: Serendipita indica DSM 11827
Lineage: Eukaryota; Fungi; Basidiomycota; Agaricomycetes; Sebacinales; Serendipitaceae
Source: the annotation of a GenBank genome assembly
AUGAACGGGCAAGGCCACAAAUUCCCUCCAAAAUAUCCCCAAUCGCCCCAAUCUGCGGGGUUUGCUCACCCAACGCAACCCCUGAUGCAAGGCCGUCAUGCACGAACAAUUUCUGCCUCGAGCGACGGUCUCACGUCGCCCCAGCCGCAUCUAGCAGAGAAUGUCACCCACCAAGGCGUUCAAACGGGUCAAAUAGGCGGUGGAUUUGGUCCUUAUGCGUACCAUCAGAACGGCUCUGUGCGAGAACCCGGCGUAAACUCGCGGUUUAGCUCUGGAGAAGGUUCAUUUGGCGAGAAAACUCAACCGCCAGGUCCACCGCAGCAGACAAACACGAUUGGAGCACCUGCGUAUCUUUGGGAUAGCCGGGAUCCCGACUUGGACGACGCCCUCCACAACCCUGAUCCAAAACAGAAUGCGAUUCAGGAUGCAGAAUGGACACUAUGGAGCCCUCGUGGUUGGGCAAACUAUUUUAUGCUCUUCUCGCUCAUGACCGGCCUCAUUAUUCUCUUUUGUGGAUACCCCAUCAUCACAUACUAUACGAAAAGAGCUUGGGAUCGCAAUGGCUUCAAUUUAGGUGGUAUCAAUAUCACCGGACAAGUACCGGACCUACCGAAUCUCCCAACGCGUAUCGACAAGGAUACGCCGACGGAAGCCUAUACACGUACUGGCUUCGAUGGACAAAAGUACAACCUUGUAUUCAGUGACGAAUUCAACCAAGAUGGAAGAACAUUCUUUCCUGGCGAUGAUCCCUAUUGGGAGGCGAUGGACUACAACUACUGGCCAACCAAGGAUAUCGAAUGGUAUGAUCCAGAGAUGGCAACUACAGAAGGUGGUAGUCUCGUCAUCACAAUGGUCGAGCAAUUGAACCACAACUUGUUCUGGAAGUCUGCUAUGCUGCAAAGUUGGAACAAGUUUUGCUUUACCGGUGGAUAUAUUGAGACUGCCAUCUCACUGCCUGGUACACCCGAUGCACCGGGAUUCUGGCCUGGAGCGUGGACCAUGGGUAACCUCGGUCGAGCCGGAUAUGGCGCAACCACGGAAGGAAUGUGGCCAUAUUCCUACGAUAGCUGCGACGUGGGCACAUUUCCCAACCAAACCGAUAAAGAUGGCAAUCCGCCAUUAGCUGCGACGGGUAACUACAUGCAUGAUGGCCCAAUCUCGUGGCUUCCAGGGCAGCGUCUCUCAGCUUGCACCUGCAGCGGGUCAGAUCACCCUGGACCAUCGAAACAUGGAAAUCCUGUCGGAAGGGCUGCACCCGAAAUCGACAUUUUGGAAGCCCAGAUUGACGUGAGAUAUUCUCGCGGUGAAGGCUCUCAGUCGCUACAAAUCGCUCCAUUUGAUUAUGGUUACGACUAUAAUAACGACACGUCGGUCACGUUUGUGUAUGACCACAACAAGACAAAGCUCAACACCUACAAAGGAGGUGUUUACCAGGAAGCACUAUCCGCCUUGACAUAUCUUGACUCUGAUAGUUAUGUCGGCACAAAGGGCAAAUUCUCGACAUAUGGCUUUGAGUAUUGGCCGAGCAGAGGAGAUGAUGGAUACGUCACCUGGAUGGUCGACGGUGAAAAAACUUGGACAGUAACAACAGGCUCUCUGCAAGCGAAUGAUCCUGUCAAAGUCAGCCAACGUUUGAUUCCUGAAGAACCAAUGUAUAUCAUCCUCAACUUUGGCAUGUCACCGGGAUUCCAAUCACAAGAUUUCUCAAAGCUGAAGUUCCCAGCACAAAUGAGGGUCGACUACGUACGAGUCUACCAGAGGGAAGGCCACGAGGAUUGGAGUUGCAGUCCUGACCACCAUCCUACUGAAGACUAUAUCAACGACCAUAUCAUUGCCUACACUAACCCAAACCUUACGACGUGGGCGAGCGCCAACUUUACAUUCCCACGCAAUUCGCUCUGGGAUGGCUGUUAG